Molecule: messenger RNA, 18653 nt
Organism: Pseudopipra pipra
Lineage: Eukaryota; Metazoa; Chordata; Aves; Passeriformes; Pipridae
Gene: ASXL3
Product: ASXL transcriptional regulator 3
Exons: 9
Coding region: 7391-13702 (2103 amino acids)
Biological process (GO): positive regulation of transcription by RNA polymerase II; animal organ morphogenesis
Cellular component (GO): PR-DUB complex
Molecular function (GO): chromatin binding; peroxisome proliferator activated receptor binding; DNA binding
Source: RefSeq, a predicted model, not a curated record
UCAAUUGGCUUCCCUCUAGCAUGUGUGUCAUUCCUGUAUGCAUAGUUUCUCAGCAGAAUUUAAAGGAUCUUCUGAGGAUUUUUAGUGCUUUGUUUAGUGGUGUAAUGCUGGGAGUUUUUUCUGGUUUUGUUUUUUUUUAACCAAUGGGGCAGUCUUAUUUGUUGUGAGUUUGAUGGUUUUUCAAGUGCUUUUCGAGUAAUCAGAAUUGUUUAUAUUAUCACAUCCCUACUUUUUCUGUGUAAGCAUUUAUGUUGGAAAUUUUAUGCGAGGCUUAAACUAAAUAAAAAAAAAUAUUUUGAGAGAAGUGCUGCUGAUAGGUAAGAAUCUAGGUAUACUUGCUGUUCAGUUUUUCUUUACGGUCUGUUAAGUAAUUUUUCUUUCAUACUGUAUUUGACACUACAGACUAUAAAACUGGGGUAGUUUUUUUUAAAAAAAACACCUUAUGAUUUGGAUAAUUUAUGUUCCAUAAUAAGUAGUAAAGCUUGUAAAAGUAGCUGAUUAUUCAAAGUCAGCUAUUAACUGAAAGCAUAACAGUGUGAAAAUUAUUUUUGAACGGUGCUAAAUUAGUUAAGCUUACAACCAGGCAAAUGAAAAAGAAAAACUAAAAACUAGGUAUUAAAAAAAAAUAAAAAUUAUCAUUACGUCUUCUCAAUUCUGGGCUGCAACUUUUCUAAAGUGUUAGUAUAAUGAGAUGAUGAUGUUUUAAUUUUUCUCAUAACUGCUCUCUUAGUUAUGGUUAGUGGAGAUCUAGUAUUUCAUGCGGUAGUUUAUUGCCAACUUCUUGAUUUAGAUUAAAGUUAAGCAAAGCCUGUCCACAUAUCCUCUAAACACUUUAGUUUUUCAUGCAGGCUGAGUUUAAAUCCAGUAAAAUUAAUAGACCUUUAUCAUUCACAGAAGGUUAUAUUGUACUUAGAGGCUUUGAGGACUGGAAAGGAUUAUUAAAUUGUGGUCUUACGUGUGUUUGGUCAGGAAAAUUGAACAAUGGGCACAAAGCAGCUCGCUAACCAUGAGAAUAGUUGUGAAAAAGACAAGCUUCUUGGAAACUCUUCUAUGCAGGUCUUUUGUGAUAUGUGAAAUUCCCUAAGGUGAAGGGAGCAGGCAAAGGGAAUGGCAAAGGAGAAAGGAGAAGACAAAAAGAGCAAAGCCACAAAUGUUUGAACUUCUGUAAUCAUUUAAACUCUACCAUUUGUCACUUAGCAGAUAGAUAGCAUUGAGAAUAAUUUUUAAAAGGGCAAAUUAGUCAGAAUAGCUUAAUUAAUAUAAAAAGUCAUAACACUGAUGUGAAUCUUUGAAAACGUUCCCUAAGGCUGAGGUUAGAGCAGCAUCAGAAAGUUAAGUAAUCGAUAAAAAAAAAUUAGUUUUAAUUAGGUUGAUGGUAAUUAGAUCCUGUACUUCAGAGUAUGAAAGUAGCAUUACAGCUAUCAGCAAAAUGUUUGCUCUGUACAAUAUUAGACAAAUGGACAUUUUUAUGAUGGAAUAGUGGAUUUUUGCUUUGUUCUCUAAAGUUUCAAGUGUUGGCUACUGCCGUAUAUACACUGCAGAUUUGAUUUGUCGUAGCGGAGGUGAAUAAACUUUAACAGUGAUUUCCUUUAUAAAAUUGCUGUUGGAAAUUUAUUCUUUCACUUUCUAGUCUUUCUGUUGCUUUUAUGGAUACACUGUAGCUAAAAUUUGUACAAAGAACCUGUAGUACCUUUGAAUACUGAAGCAGCUUUUUGACAUUUGUAUGCAAAACUCUUUCAACUGAUACAAACUUACUGGUUCCAUGCUAAAUUAACAGAGGAUGAAGUAUCAUCACACUCUCAGCAAGUGCUUAUGCUAUAUAGAUGUAUAUAUUCUGUAUGUAUAUAUUGUGAUGGGGUCUUCCUUAGCUAUUGCUUUUUAUCUAUUACUAAACAAUCUUCACAGAAUGAAAACCUACAAGAUAGUUUUCAGUUUCCUACUCAAUUUAUUUAAAACCAAUGAGUUCUUAACAUUACCUUGGUCUUGUGUGUGUUUCUUUUGUAACCAUUAAAAUUAAAGUGAGAGGGAAGUUCUGCUUGAAGAUCUGAGCUGGAAUUAGAAGAUUUUCUCCACUGUUUAUCUACUUAUUAACCACUCUACUCAUAUAUAAUUCUCUUUAAAUUAUUAUAUGCUGGAUUUACAUAUGAUUUGAUUUUUAGUGGAUUCUAGAGAUAUAUUCCUGGGUUUAGAUUACACAGAGCAAUCUCAUAUUACCUUGAAACAGCCUUCAUUUUAGAAUGUUCUCAUGAAUCAAAUUAAUCACAACACUGCAUUUCUUGAGCUAUGCGAGGAGCUUGGAGGAAAGGGCAUUUUCUGAGCCCUGCCUCUUGGUCUUGAUUUCUCUCAAGUAGCACUGGAUUUGGGGUACUUUGCAGGGGAUAAGGAGGUUUGCAGUUGCAGUGGACUUUCAUAAGGUCUGUGUCACAGAUCAGACCUCAUCUCCUCACCUUUCAAAGGCUGGGCUGCCAUUUUGGUAUGGAAGCUUUCUAGCUUCACCACCUUCCAUGGUGUCCUUGUUGGGAGAGAGAUUUUGAGUGUUUUACCGCUGAGUGUGUUUCAUGCUUCUUUUUCAUUUCUGAGGGAGUUUCAGUUUUGCUUUCAUGUAAUGCUUACACUUUGCUCUGGGUGUAAUGUCCAAAACAUAGUUCCCAUUCAUGGAGUUUAGACAAAAGAGCCUAUGGUGUAGAGCUGCCUUUUAUGCUUGGCUUUCUGAUGGCAGAUUUUACAUAUUUCUGUUUCCCUUUUGCUAAUGGAAGAGCUUGGGUAUGUGUGCCCAGCUGUUGCUGAUCUAAUUCCUUUGAAAAGAAGGCUUAUGGCACGCUGUCACAUGCUGAUUUCCUAUCAAUACUGAUCAGUUCCAUACUGAUUUACCUCAUUUUCACACUCGAGAGUUUUGGCAUGCAGACCCAUGUAAGGACCUCUUCCUGGGAAAGUACUGAACUACACCUGCAUCUGCUAGCAGUGGUACAUGGUCACACUACUGUGUGAAUUAUGCUUGCUCUGGACAAGGCUUACUCAAGUACGGACAUCAAGGCAUGGCAUAGUAUCUACAUGCUCCUCUCUGGUCCAAUUUCUGUUCCAUUGACUUGAGGUGAUACUUUUUUUGGAAGUCUUCACUAUAUACAGAUUUGUCUAUAUCUAUCAAGAUGUUCUUGGAACAUUUCUCAGAAGAAACGAUCAUACCUGCAAACUGGCCUCACAUAGGUAACACUGAGAAUGUGUGAAUAUCCAGGACAUUGAGGUGGUAUUAGUGUCUUUUGGACUCUGAUAGCCAAAUGUAAGAGCACCUUGUCCAUCAGUGUACCAGUUGUUUCCUGGGUCAGUACCAAGAGAGGAUAAAGAAGAUACAAUAUAAUGGUGUCUGGGUUGAUAGUAGACCUCCCAGACAUGGAAGAAAAUACUGCCUCACUUUUGGCACUUUGGAAUCAGCACCAAGAAAGGUACCCAUAAAUUUUCUGUUGGGAGAAGAGAAGGAUACUUCAUUCAGACUCAGGAUCUGAAUACAGACCAGGACAUGUCUGAGACUGUGCUGGGCAUCCAGAUCUCUUUGUAGAGACAGAAACUCCAGAGACAGCAGCCAAGUGGGUUUGGGAGGAGAGAAGCUCAGGAAUUAAGGGAAUCAACACAAGAUGCUACAAAUUUACCAGUGCCACAGUUGGAGAAUUCUGGCUCCCUAGCUGAAGCAUUUCAUCAGAUGUCUGGCAACAUAAGUGGUGAUUCUUGACAAAUUUUCGUGUCAACAAAUGGAAAAGAAGGAAAACAUGUUGCUUUUUGACUUCUAGAGAGACAUGGGAAGGGACAGUGGAAUUUACAAAAUGCAUUCAGAAAAAUGGAAGUUUGAAGAUGAUAAACUAAACUGAUUUUCUGAUUACCAAGACAAAUCUAGGGAAGAGAACAGAGAAGCUAUGGCAGGGAGACUGCAUAAUGGGGAGAAGAAGCUGGAAGAGCAAGAGUUCCAGCCGAAGCUGUUCAGGGAGUACAUGCAUUGCCCGAAGGCUGGCUGCACGGUAUGUCCCCCUAAAGGUCCAUAUGCAUGGGCAGCAUGUACCAGCUGCUCAACACAGUGCUUUGGUAAGACGCAAGACAAUAUUUAUGAGACUCUCUUCUGGGUCGUCCCCUUGGUCCUCAUCCCUUACCUGUGAUGGAAAGAAAGGGACAGGAAUCCACACAAUCCCUGCAUUCUCUUUGUACUGCUUUUUAAUAACUAGCUCCCAGUUGCUGGGGCACUCUUGCUUGUUUGUUUCUCCUAUGGGGUUGUUUGCAUAGCAUGCUUUUUACAGUGUUCCUGCACGUUUUCUGUUUUAAUAAAUGUAUUUCACAGAAUUUCUUAGUCUGAGAAAUAACUAAGGAAUUUUAAAGCAGCUUUAGAACAGUACCAUCUUGAAGUGUAAUUGCCCACCUACCUCACUGUAGGAUAGUGUCCUUCACUUAAAAUAUGGCACAAGCAUUACCUUUGGUUAAACCUACCGUUGCUACGUAAUGGAAUCUUCUUCCGAAUUAUGGAUUGAAAGCGCUCACUUUCUUCUGUUCUGUAGCUGCUGUUGCUUUUUUCAAGUCUCAGAUAAUCAAGCUGGGAAUAGCAGCCUAGUAGUAAGCAUUGCAUUUAUCUGAUCAUGUUUUUCUUUAAUAGCCUGGGGAACUAUUUAAGAUGUAUUGGUUGUUGCGAUUGCAUUAAUGGCAAAUAUAAUCCAGUUAAGCUUUUCCAAUGAUGUUACAUGAUUUUUCCUUAUAGUGGCAGUGAAUGUUGAAGUGAGUAUCUUCUCCUGGGCCAUAUGAAAAGAACAGCUUUUGAUUUGAAUAGUGUGUAACAUGAAUUUAUACCCAGGUGACAAUGAAUCAGGCCUUGAUUUUGAAGUGCAUCCUAGAAAUUGUUGGCCUUUUUGGGGGAAGACAGGAGUUGGAACAGCUCACAACUCUUCUUAGCUCGAGGAAGCCUCCUACAAAAUAUUGACAAGCUGUUCCGAGAGCUGUAGAGUAGGUCCCCAGAAGGCUGUGUGCUCGGGAUGCAUGUGCACGUGGCAGAACCCAAGCUGAAACAGGAUGUCUGGCAGAAAGGCGUUACACUGCUUACAUUGGUGCAAUGUAAGUUCUCUGAGAGGUAAUAUGAGAAGUUUUUUUUGCUGGAGAAUGGUAGUCUAGCCCUGAAGCCUCUGUUGUAUGCUUUGGACCCUAUACAGAGUACAAUGGCAAAUUUGACCUAAUGGAAAACGUUGAUUACUGUUUUAAGAUUUUGUAUUGACAUUGCUAUCUUUAUUUUAGUUUGAUUUUAAACUGUGUUUUACAAACUGUUUCCUUACCUAUAUGUGCUUUGUUGUACCAAAAAACAGAUUUCCCCACUUUUCAGCUGAUAGAUGGUAUUAGUUUAAUACUACACAAACAAUUAAAAAAACCCACAACACUUCUCUUUGGAAAAAACGUUUGCUGGGUUGAUGCAUAUGCCAUCAUCAUUACCAUUCACAUACGAGUCAGAACAGAUGUUGAACACAUCACAUCUUUUUUUCCUUCUCUUGUUUCUGUGAUUGGGAAAGCAACAAAAACGUUUACUUUGCUGUCAUGAUCUGCAGCAACUGUAGCUGUAACUGCAUUAUUGUAAUCCUGUAGAAAGCAGUGCUGGCUUGCAGGUGUACAGACAUGCACAUAAACACACACAUCUCUCUGUCUCUGCCCUGCAAACAUGCAAGUUUUUAGUUCAGUGUUGGUUACUACACAGGUAAAUGUUCAUUGUUUAUAUAUACUGUAGUCCUACAGAAAGACCCUGAACACUAUUGGGACCUAAAGAACAAAUAUGCAACAAGAAAUUCUUUGUAUUCCAAAUACAGACAGAAGUGUCACAAGGUAGAAGGAUGGCAUGAGGCUAGAAAAGAUGCUUAUUUGAGAAGUUAUUAGCAUUUAUUUGAAAAUAAACCCCAGGUCUCCAAACUUCCAUCCUGGUGAUUCCAAUACUGCUCUUCAUCUCCACAUGUUCAGCUGUGUACACUUGGCAUCAUACUGAUAUGCUUGGGGUACAAGUCUGGUUGGAAGUGAAUUUAUUUGCUUUGGAAAUGGCACUUUGUAGUUUUUUCCAUAGGACACCUUUAUUAUGCUUUAAUCUUAUGUUCACAUGCUUAUAACCAAGUAUUUUGAAUGUACGUUUAAUAUAAGAAUUAGUGUUAUCCUGAAAAUAAUAAUGUGUUUAUUCUUCAUGAUUUUUUGGUGCUUACUGUUUUAGUUUAACUGUUCCCUCUAUCCAUGAAACAGGUUGCCACUGAGAAAUUUUAAUUUAACAGAGACACGAGAAGGCUGUCUUAAUUUUAAGGCUGUCUUAGUUUUACUAACAAAAUGAGGAUGAGAGAGAUGAUAAAGACUGAAUUUUAUGGUGGUGUUAAGUGAAUCAGUGAUAAACUAUAAAUCUAUUUCAUCUCUGUCAAUUUGGGAUCCAUGACCAUGAUGUAGAGUUGGUAUUUAUUUUAUGCAGUAGACUUUGCUCAGUGUAUCAUAGCUUGUGUUUUCACAUUGCAGAAGAGAAGAAUUCCAUAGCUUUACAUUUCUGAUCCAUAAUGUGUGAAAUUUCAAAGGUUAUGUUUCAUGAUAUAAGUUUCAGAAUGUAGACUUGACAUUUAUGGAACAAAUAGAAAUCUGGGACGAUGUUGCUUAAUGCAACCAAGUGUUACAUGUCUUUGUUGUUAAUAACUUAAUUUUUAACAUUCUCAGCAUGUCAUGCAUUUAAGCUCGAAUGAAAGUGUUUUUCUGCAUUAAUGGUUUAUCUGUGUGCUGCAUUUUUUCAUUCUGAGUUGAAAAGAUGUGGGAAAGAAAAAUAAUAAAAAAAAUCCAAAGCAGCAGUAAAAUCAGAGCAUAGAGCUUGACAUUUUGCUUCUUGUGCUCUUUUGGGGAUGUAUUUUGCCCCUCUCUCCCUUUACCUUUUAGGUCAUAUUGUUUCCUUUCAUUCCUUCUUCAAAAAUGACUUUAUGCGUUCUUACUGAAGAUAGUCAACCAUUUUGUCACAUGGGUGAAGAACUCUUUCCUGUGUUAAGAUCAAUUAAAAUGAUAUUAUUUUUAAAGGCAUAUAAUGGUAUGCAUGAAACCUCCAACACACUGCAAUAUUCCAGGGACAGAAACUCUGUUGAAAAUUGAAGGAUACUUGCUCUUGUCACCUCUUUAUUAAAAAACUGCUUGGAAUUAGAAGUUCACUGUUAAUUUCAUGGUGUUUUUCUUUUGCCAUCUGUCUUCAGAGUUUAUGUUUUCUUAAUUUUCAUAUUUUUAUUUUAUUUUGAGUUCUUCAGAUGAAAGUGAAUUGAUAGGUUACUUAAAGAUUUUAGCAAUAAAAAUAAUUUCAUUAAACAAAAUAAUUAUGCCAAGCCCUGUGUAAUGACCAUGGCAGUAUUAUUCAACAGAUGGUCACAGGUUCAUUUUUAUGAAUGGGAAUAUUGGGAAUUCUUCGUACUCAUUAUGUGCAAGAGAUUCACAGAUGUCCUUUGCAAAUCUGCUUGUGAAAGGCUUGGAUGCUUUAAGACAGCAGCAGAAAAGAAGAAAUGGAGUCUCAAUGAUGGUAAACAAGACUGUUCCUCGUGUUGUUUUGACACCAUUAAAGGUGUCUGAUGAGCAGUCGGAUUCACCUUCAGGAUCUGAAUCUAAAAAUGGUGAAGCAGAUGGUUCUGAUAAAGAGAUGAAACAUGGGCAAAAGUCUCCAACUGGAAAACAAACAAGCCAGCACUUAAAGAGGUUAAAAAAAUCUGGUUUAGGACAUUUGAAAUGGACCAAAGCUGAGGAUAUUGACAUAGAAACACCGGGAUCUAUUCUAGUGAACACUAACCUGAGGGCUUUAAUAAAUAAACACACCUUUGCUUCUUUACCUCAGCAUUUUCAACAAUACCUCCUGCUUUUGCUUCCAGAAGUAGACAGGCAGAUGGGAAGUGAUGGAGUUUUGCGCCUCAGUAGUUCUGCUCUAAAUAAUGAAUUCUUUGCAUAUGCAGCACAAGGGUGGAAACAGCGACUGGCAGAAGGAGAAUUUACACCAGAAAUGCAGUUGCGCAUCAGACAAGAGAUUGAAAAGGAAAAGAAAACAGAACCUUGGAAAGAAAAAUUCUUUGAACGGUUUUAUGGUGAAAAAUUGGGAAUGUCAAGAGGGGAAUCAAUGAAACUCACUGCAGUGCAGAACAAUGAUGAAGAUGAAAGCAAUUCUUUGUGUGGAUCUUCUGGCACACCUGGUCCUUCUAAGCAAGCAACCUUUGAGGAUCAGGAGGAGAAAGGUGCUAAAAUUCCACCUGUACCAGAGAGAGAUUAUAGUCCAUCUCUUGGUAGUAUGGAACAGGUUCCUGUUAAGGAUUUAACGGCAGACUCUGAGGAUAUACUGAUACCUGAAGAGUCAAUCAUUCAGGAGGAAAUUGCUGAAGAGGUCGAGACAAGUAUUUGUGAAUGCCAAGAGGAGAACCAUAAACCAGAACAGGAGUUUUCUGAGGAGUCCGUAAGUCCAACUGGCACAAAUGAGGAAACAGAAGCAGUAAAGCUUGCAGACAGCACUGAGUCCUGUGUCAUGAUGAAUGAUGUAACUGAUACUGUAUCUCACAUUGAAAUUAAAGUGGAGUUGAAGUCAGAAUGCCCUCAGGAAGAGAUGUCAGUUGUGAUAGAUCAGCUGGAGGAUUGCAUAUCACCAGCACAAUCAGUUUCACCCACAAACUCUGUCAGUGGUACAGUAGAGAAGGUUUCUGAGUCUGCAAAAGAACUAAUUGUGCCAGAAAUGCAAAAUGCUGCUCUGGAAGCCUCCUUGUUCACUGGUGGAGGCAUUGCAGUGGACAUGGAGCUUCAUAGUGACCCUGAGGAACAGUUGUCUGAGAAUGCUUGUAUUUCUGAAACUUCCUUUUCCUCUGGAAGUCCAGAAGUUUGUGUUGCCUCUCCUGGAGGAGACACUCAGUCGACUUCAGAGGAACCCUGUACUCCGGCAUCUCUUGAAACAGCUUGUUCGUCUGAAGGGUCCAGUACUGAAAACAUUGAAGGUGAUAUUCAGCAAAAGGCCAGUGAUGAAAAUUUGCACACACCUUUAAUGUCGGAAAUCUCUCCAAUGUCCACCUCACCUGUAACUUCGGAAGCAUCUCUGAUGUCAAAUUUACCUUUAACAUCAGAGGCAUCACCAGCUUCUAAUUUACCUUUAACAUCAGAAACAUCUCCAAUGUCUGAUUUGCCUUUAACAUCAGAAACAUCUUCAGUGUCUUCUGUUCUUCUAACUUCUGAAACAUUUGUGACAAAUAGUUUGCCUCUUCCAUCAGAGACAUCUCCAGUUUCCAAUACCCCAAGCAAUGAAAGACUUACUCUGCAACAAAGGCAAUCACCAUGUUUGUUGGAAGACUCCCUUCCCACUUUGAAAGAGGAAAGCUCUCCUGUUACUAAGGUGGUUCAAGAAGAGAAACUUGUUCAGCCAAAGCAACAUCAGAGUGCUCCUGAAAAUAUGAAAGUUUGUCCAUUAGCAAUUAUACCUGAUACUUUAGUAUUGGAAGAACCCCAAAGCAAAAACCUUGGCCAUCAGCCAUGUAAGUCACAUUCUGAAAUUGAGAAAUCCUACAUUGCAUCCAUCCCAGAACACACACCUCCAGAGGUGAUCAAAAAUAAAAAUCACAGUGUUCAGCAAAGAGGUGACAAGAAAGGUACACUCUUACCUUCAGAGGUAUCUGUCUUAUCAGAAGGAUCAGUUGGCAAAAAUAUCGAAUUGCUUCCAUCAAAGCCACAUGAUAAACUAUAUACCUCAUCUCUAGAGAAAACUACAUUCCCUGAAGUGUGCAGAAAUAAAUCUCACAAGCUAACAGGCAGUGCCCAAAGUCGCCUAGAGAGUUUGCAUUCUUCCAAGUCAUUAGAACCCACAAAAUCACCAGAAGCAAGGAGUGAAAGUAGAGACCCAGAGAUCCCAAAGAGGAAAACAGCAGAACAGCACAGUUUUGGAAUCUGCAAAGAGAAGAGAGCUAGAAUAGAUGAUGAUCAGCCUAACCGUAGUGCUUCAUCAACAAGUCCGUCUGAUAAAGAACAGCCACCUAGAGAGGAACCCCGAGUUCCACCCCUUAAGAUUCAGCUUUCAAAAGUUGGACCACCUUUUAUCAUCAAGAGCCAACCUGUUUCUAAACCAGAACCUCGAGUUUCCCCAAGUACAUCGGUCAGCAGUGGGAGGAACACUGGGGCUAGGACUCUGGCAGAUAUCAAAGCAAGAGCUCAGCAAGCAAGAGCCCAAAGAGAAGCUGCAGCUGCAGCAGCCGUGGCAGCAGCUGCGAGCAUAGUCUCUGGAGCAAUGGGGACCCCAUGCGAAGGUGGAAAGACAAGAACACUGGCACACAUCAAGGAGCAAACAAAGGCCAAGCUAUUUGCAAAGCAUCAAGCCAGAGCUCAUUUACUCCAGACUAAUAAAGAAUCAAAGUCACAAUUCAGCUCAAAGGAAAGUACCUCAUCUCUGGAGAUACCAAUGUCUACUGACACGAAGAUUGAAGGUUCUACUGGUGUCAUUAUAGUUAAUCCUAACUGCAGGUCCCCUAGCAACAAGUCUGCUCAUCACCGUGAGACCACCACUUUAUUGCAGCAGUCCCUUAACACAGCUACAUUACCAGAAACUGCUACUGAGAUAUCUGUGCACAGUUCUGAUGAAAAUAUACCUGUGCCACAAUUAUGUGAGAAAAUUAUUUCAUCUACCUCUACUGAAAGUAACAGUGUGCCAGUGCUUUAUAAUAAAAGUUCAGUCUCUGUGUGUGUUUGCAGCACUGCUAUGUCUGGAGCAAUUAAAGAACUUUCUUUUGCAAGUUCUGUUGAUAAAUCCUCUGUGUUAAUGUCUGUUGACAGCGCAAACACAGCAGUUUCAGCUUGUAAUAUAAAUAUGCUGAAAACCAUCCAAGGGGCUGAUACUCCAUGCAUAGCUGUUGGACCAAAAUGUAUUGAUAAUAGUAAUGUCCCAGUCUCCAUAGACAACACAGUCUUACCAAAUGCCAUCGAUGACAAAAGGUUGCCGCUACCAAGUAGCAGUGUGAAUAACACAGUCUCCAGUCAUUAUGCCACUGUGCCAGCUUCAUCUAUUGCAAAUAAUUUGCCAAACCAUCUCUCUGGUAGUUCUGUACUGAUUCCUCCGGUGGGGACUACCAGCAGGUUUCCUUCUGAUAAGAUAGCCAUAACCGGGUGUAACGAGCAGAGCACUGUCUCCAUUCACACUACCGUCAGGUCAGCUUUAAGUUGCAGCGAGGCCCUUGCAGUAGCAGAUUCUGUUGCAAGGCCACCCAUUUCCAUGUUCGCUGGUAACAUGGUGACAAUAAGCUCUUAUGAUAAUGCUACUAAACUGAAUGCUGAUCUCAUAGAAAAAAGCUCUGGAGCACGAAACCGGAUGGAUCUCCCUGGUAAAUCUCAGCCAGUGAGUUUUACGCAAACUGCCAUGAAUAGGUCUAUACCUUGCAAAGUCAUUGUUGACCACACCACAAAUCAGAAUUCCAGUCUGUCACUUUCUUCUUCUAUUGAAAACACAGAAAACAGCAUUGACCUGCAGAGCAGACCUGUAAGGACAGAAGCUGCCUUACAAAGUAUAGCCUGUCCUCAGGUGUCUGUCAUAAGUAGGCCUGAAGUGGUCCCUAAUGAAAACCUUGAGCACAGUUCCAGCUUUAUCGCCAUUACAGCAAAGCAAGACAGCAAGAACUUGCAGGCAGGUUGUUCAAGUCUUCGAGAAGUGCCUCUUGCUCCUCAAGAUAAAUUAAUUGAGGUGGUUACUCCCAGCCAAGGUUUUGCUGAGCAUUUAAGAGGUCCUUCAGCGUUGAAAAAUGAAGCAAAUGCUGCCUGUGCCAAUCAAUACAAUGCCAACAACAGAAUUUGUUGGCGUGAUGAAGAGGCAAUGAAUACAGACCAGCCAGUGGUCAGCCAUCUUUCCUCUGGUAAGCAUAAGGAAUAUGCAGACCAAAAUUGCUUGAAAAAUGUCAAAACUGAACCUUCCAGUUACACACAAAUGUCAGAACUGCAAUCCAGGAGUCUUUUGACGAGCAUUGCUGUUCCUGUUAAAUCAGAAACUAACGAGUCUGACAAAUGCUUCAGGAUGGACACCGAGGAUUUUACAGGACCUGAAAUGCGUGCCCAGACUGCAGAAAUAAACACGAGUGCGCAGCCACCUCAAACAUCCAAGACAUCCAUUGCAGACUCCAUGGAAGACUCCCUCUCCCUGACAACAGAAACCCUAAAGAGAGUUACGAGUGCCGGGGGCUCUAGCUGUCGCUUGUCGUCAGUGGAGGCCAACAAUCCCUUAGUGACACAGUUACUGCAAGGCAAUCUGCCUUUAGAGAAAGUGCUGCCGCAGCCCAGAUCAGGAGCCAAACUAGAAAUUAAUAGGCUUCCAUUGCCUUUGCAAACUACCUCAGUAUGUAAAACAGCAGUGUCCGAGAGAAAUAUUGUUGAACAUGCUUCCAACUCUCCUAAUCCAGAUGGUAAAGGAUUUCCAGCAGGCAGCAUAGCCCCGCUACAAAUCAGAAAGCGUGAAAACCAUCCGAAAAAGAGGAUGGCCAGGACUAUAGGGGAACACGCUCAAAUUAAAUGUGAGCCUGGGAAGGUGUCAAUGGACACAGAUGUUAAAGUGGCUCCCUGUGUAAUUAAUUCCAGCAUGAAUCAGCUAGGGCACGGACAGCCAUUUAAGCAGGAGUGGCUGAACAAGCACGCCAUUCAGAGCCGAAUUGCUCACAGUCCAGAGAUCAAGCAGCCGAAGAGGCCGUUGCCUUCAUGCAGUUUCCAGCAGAGCUUAUUUCACAUUGAUAAAAAUGGCAGCUUUCACACAGAAGCUAGUACCUCACAUAGACAGCAUUUUUACCAAAUGUCCAUGGCUGCAAGAGGCCCCAUUCCUACGGCAGCUUUGUUGCAAACUACUUCAAAAGGCCCACCUGGCUGCAACACAUUUGCUUUUAGCAGACACCUUGAACAGAAGGGCUUGGGAGACAUGAAUAUUUCUACAGCAGCUCACCAGCUGAGGCUAGGAAGUGUAUUUUCCCCUAAUAUUCAGAUUAAGGAAGGUGAUGACAUUGCCAGUGCCUCUCAAACUCUCCAGAGUAAAACAUUAGUGCAUCCCCCUGCUCCCCCUCCACCCCUACCACCUCCUCCCCCUCCUCACCCAAAUGCAGAAGUCCCCUCUGAUCAAAAACAACCGACAGUUACUAUGGAAACCACUAAAAGACUUAGUUGGCCUCAGCCAGCAAGCAUCUGUAGCAAUAUAAAAUCUGAACCUAUUUCUUUUGAGGAAGGUUUAAGCAGCAGCUGCGAACUGGGCAUGAAACAAGCUUCCUAUGAUCAGAACGAAGUGAAAGAACAGUUAAAAGCAUUUGCAUUAAAAAAUGCAGAUUUCUCUUCCUAUUUACUUUCUGAGCCACAGAAGCCUUUUACCCAACUUGCUGCUCAGAAAAUACAAGUGCAGCACCCACAGCAGCAGCAGCAGCAGCAGCUCUGUGGAAAUUAUCCUACAAUACACUUCGGUAGCACAAGCUUCAAAAGGGCAGCAUCUGCAAUUGAGAAAUCGAUUGGGAUUUUAGGAAGUGGCUCAAACACUGCCACAGGCCUGUCUAACCAGAAUGCGCAGAUCCCGGUUCAGAAAUUUGCUGACAGCAGCAAUGCUGAUGAACUGGAACUGAAAUGCUCUUGCAGGCUGAAAGCCAUGAUCGUGUGCAAAGGCUGCGGAGCCUUCUGUCAUGAUGACUGCAUAGGGCCUUCCAAACUGUGUGUAGCUUGUCUAGUCGUGCGGUAGGAGCUGAAUCAAAGAUGCAGUAUCCCUUAUCAACGUGGGAGAGCAGGACAAAGGAACAGAGAAAUUGAAACAGCUUAGGCCACUAAUGGUUUGCAAUUAGUGGAUUGAUUUUUUUUUUAUUAUUUUUUUUUUGUUUUGUUUUCUUCUAUGUGGUGCUUUCAGAAUUUAGUUGUUUCUACCUGAGUGCCAUUUUCUGGGAAGAAGAGGAAACCUGUAGAAGUAGUUAAAAAAAAGAUAGCCUUGUUACUGAAGCUUCUAUGAGCUCUUGCUGUGCUAAAAAAAAAAAAAAAAAGAAAAAGGCAUUAAUGCAUGUCAUUUGUAGCUUCUAUUUAUUUGCACAAAGUGCAGCACAUUUUUUUCUCCACUUUUUGAUAGUUGAUACAAGCUGCAGGUUAAAGAUCAGUGGCAGAAUAGCACUGUAAGAAGUGGAGUAACUAUGCAGAAUGAAUAACACACUGAAUAGCAACUGUUUUGAGAGGGGUAGUGGCAAGGUGCAGGGUAUCGGUCAUCGUAGCUUCAAAGUCAGUUUGCAGUUUUUCUGCUGAUAAGAUUGUUUUCUUCAAUUGACUUUCAUUAUAGUCACUUCACGUAAAAAAAAAAAAAUUAAAAGAGGAAUUUAGAUUUUUAGAGGAGUUUCUUUAUGUGCCUGCCAAGGACUAUGGAACUCAAAUGUUACUCAUCAUCUCUUGUUGUUGAUUCCUUGAGAAAGAUUUGUAUAUGCAAUGGGUUAGUGGGACCAACACUGGAAUCACAUGGGCUUCGGUAGAGUCUGGAGAAAGUAAUUUCUCUCCUGGAGAUUAUAAACCUGUUUUCUCUUCCUGUUUCCCACUCAAAUGGUCUUUAUUUGUAUUUCUCUGUCUAAUCUGUUCACUAGGUUUAUCAGUCCCAAAUAUAUAUAUAUAUCUGUAUAUAUAUAUAUAUAAGAUCAGACUUAUGUAAUUGAUUCUUGAGGUUUUAGCCUUUCUGUGGCCAAAAAAUGAUGGAUACUUCUGAUUAAUAACAAGGAAAGACUUUAAUUGCAUGUUGGUUGAAUGUUACAAUGUCAGUUCUUUUUCCUCUUAUGUGAGUUACUCUAUUUAAAUAACAUCUCAGAGUUUUGCCAUUUAAAGUAAUUCUUAGAAUUAUUUACAGCACUGACUUUUUUUUUUCUCAAAGGUAUUCAGACCCUUUUAGAAAUUUGGAAGCAAAAUGUAUUUUUAAAAGGGAUACUGCAUCUUUAAAGUAACUUUCAGUAUUUAUCCAGUACUGUAUUUACAUUCAGGACUAUAGCUGCAUUCCAGAUGCGCUAGCCACCAUAACAGCAGAGAAGAAAAAUGGUGAUUUUGGGGCCCUAUUCACUUAAAAGGAAAAUAUUAUAAAGGGAUAAAGCACAUGCAGUUGCUGGGAAGAUGAAAACACCUUGGGUUUGUUUUAAUCUCACUUCAAGAACACAAAACGUGGAGUGCAAGUCAUCCAUCUGCCAAUAUGUGGUUGGGUCUGCCCAAAUGUCAGCAUCAGAGAUAAAUGGGGUUUUUUGCCAUUACAGUAGAACCUCACUAAUCCAAAGACCUUAGGACCUGCUCACAAAAACUGAUUUUCCUUCCACGGUUUUAAGAAAGCAGUGUAGUAAGAAUGUGUGAGAUGUAAUGCUGCUUGGAUUUCAUCAUGCAUUUACUGUUGCAUUCUGAUGUAUUGAUGUGAAUGGUAGAACUGCAUUUAGGAAAUGAAAAGUAUCCUACAUUUUACACUACCCUUUUUUAUCUGAUUAUUACAUUCUUACUCAUCAGCUGUAACCAGUCUCCUUGGCUCAUGUGCGUAUUAGUGAGGUUCUACUGAAUGGAGGAACCAUAUUUAUUUUCUUGUGGGACCAUUUUCACAAACAUGAUAAAUGCUGUUUAUUGUCUUAAAAGUGAGCUGGAAUAUCUACAACAUACAUUCCUGUCAUAGGAAGCUCUAUGGUGCACCUUGAUGUUCUCUUUUAUUGUAAUUAGCAACAUAUCAAUAUUAUUUUUGACACUGUGUAGUACAAAGGCCAUUUGUAAUAACUAACAAAUUUGUUGCUGAUACAAUAAUAUAUUUUUUCUAUACAAAAGUGCUCCUUAAUAUGACAUGUGAACUAAGGAAUGGCUUCUCAGCACUUUCAGGUCUUCUGGUAGGAAAAUAAACCAGCCAAGCAAAAACAUAAAGUAACGUAUGAAAACUAGUCCAGCUGCUGGCAAAACAGCAACUGGGAAAUACUCAUGACUAAGCAUGAGUGUAGUCAGUUAAUACAUAUCAAAUUCAUAUAUGAGGAGCCUUUGUAUCAGAAUUGUAUUGCAUUGUAUUUAUACUUGGUAGAGGUAGGAUACUUCUAUUUAAGAAAAAAAGAGCAACCAGUCUUAGACUUCUAUUUACCUAUGUUUAUAUAAGCCUGCUGGGAAUCCUUAUUUCUAGCUCAGGUUUACCUGUCCACAGCACAUAAGUCAAUAUUUGUUUGUAUUUGCAUCUUGAAGUAGUUCCUGUAUUGACUAACAUAAUACAGAAAUAAAUUGCGGCCACAAAAUAGUUUUAUUUUGUUCAAAGGGUAAGAGUGUGACUAAUAUGGUAGGUGAGUCAUUCACAUCAUAUUGUCAUUUUUGUAUCAGGAUUGCAACUUGCAUGUGUGAGGUCAUGAUAAAAUAUUAUUUAAAAUGGCAUUGGACUGGAUGGUGCUAUGUUAUAUUACUCAACCAACCAAACUCUGCCAUAGUGCAGUUCCACUCCUUUCAUUCUUGAGUCAUUGGAGUUGCACCAGGAAUAAAUUUAGCCAGUUAGUCAGCAAGAGUGGUAAAGUUUUCUUACAGAUUAGGUUUAGGGUAUUAUAAUACUCAAAAGCAAACAGUGAUAUGGAAGCCUGACUGAAACCUAGGGUGACUGAAAACCUUACUUGGAUUCUAGUAUCACACAAAUGCAUAGGGGAGAGUGACCCUAGGUCUUCAAAAAGAACCCAAUCACAUUUAGAGGUUUAUUUUAAAUGACUUCUUGAGGUUUUUUUGUUUAAUUGUUCAGGUUUCAAGCCCGAUGUCAUGUUUUCUAAUGGCCAUGCAGUUUGCACCGUGGGGUUUUAAUAGUUUAUGCACUGAAAAGUGGUGAAAGAAUUACUUAAGAACACACUGCUCUAUGUUUGUGUGUACAUACAUAUGUGUCCCAGUGUCCAUCAUGUAUAAUUUACCUUUUUUUUUUAAGUUCCAAAAUUUUUCCCCCACUCCUACCCCUGGAGCAGCACUUUUGGGUGAGAGGGAGAAACACUUUUUUCUUUCCUCCCUCUUUAUUGUUUUAAUUGCAUACCUGUGAGAUAUGCAGAUAAUGUUAGGGCAUUUGCAGUGAGUGUGUGUCUGUUUUUCUGUUCUGAAAUAAUUUUUCAAGCAGAAACUCCCUUUGAAAUAAUGUUAAAAAAAAUAAUUAAGAAAUGAUGAACUGGAUGCUCCCUCUUUGCAUUUUAUUUAUCUGUUGAGAUCUAGUACAUGAAAUAGCAUUUAGAAGACAAAAAUAAAGGUUGAGCCAUAAAGUGAAAGGUAUAUUCUCUGUGCUAUAGACUUUCUUCUUGAGGGUGGUGCAUGUUGUCAGGGUAAGCUACAGAACGUGCAGAUGGUUUUUCAGGGCCCUGCAAUUCCUUGCACAGUUUUUAAGCUGGUGCAUAUGGUGCUUUAUAAUGCAAUUUCUGAAGUAAAAUUACCUUAUGCUGCACCCCCUUCCCCUUAUGAACACACGCACAAUUUCAGAAUCGUUAUUGUAGCCUCUGGUUUAGCAGUUUCUCCAAGGUGUGGUGAAGUACCAGGAUAAACACUCAAGAUGAGCUGAGAAAUGUCACAGAAAGGGAUCAUUUUAGCUGACACACCUGAAGGGCCCUGUUCUGAACACUGAAUGGCUUCUGCAAUCUCCUGGCAGCAGCGCAGCAGUUCAUCUGCUGUGGCUCUGCAGAACACUGAGGGGGAGGCAAUGAAAUAUUCAGUGGAUUUAUCAUGGACCUGUGUAGCUAAAUGUUUCUGAAUCUAUGAAAUCCUGUUGUCUUCAGUCAUCAUGCUUUGUCACUGUAAAACCAACAAAAAGUAAAAAAAAGCAUUUUUUAGUCUAAUUUGAGGAGCUGCUUCUUUUAUAGCACAUAAUAUUUCGCUUUGUACUAUAUUUGAUAGUUAAAGAAUAAUUUAGUCCGUAGAAUAACUUUGUUGUAUUUGUACUGUUCAUGAAUGUUACAAGAAAAGUGCUUUACUUUGUUGCCAUAAUUCUCUUGUACUGCUGUAAAAUAUUUUUUCUGCUUUACGGAAACUUAACUCGAUUCACAUUUUCAGUACAGGGUUUUUUGUGUGUAUGUAUUUUUUUUGUCAGUAUUCUGAAUGUUUACAUCUGUUCAACAUUAGCCAUUCUAUGCCUUUAUAGGGCAGUAUUACUCCUGCAGUAUAACAGCAAUGUGAAAUCCACUCAUACGUAACAUGCAUGAGAAAUACAGAUUUAUUGGGGAGAUCCCUAAUGUGCAUAGAUAUUUUUUUUAUCCACAUUCAAUGAAGUAAGUACCCUCCUUCAGUCCUCUACCAAAGAAAAUAUUAUUCCCACAGGACAUGCUUGGAAAGUGGUUCUCUGAGUCUUCAGAAGGGGGUGUAGUUGGUUUCAGCAAGAUUGCUACAGUUUAAUGCUGUUAUGCUUUGCUUUGUUACCCCACCAGAUGUGACUGGGUGAAACAAGCAUUUUAGCAAUUUUUUUAUUUCCAGACAGUGUUUUGUUUAGAAUUCAGGGAUCAUGCUUUCUUUAAUGGUGCUGUUUGUUUUUUUGGUUUUUUUUAAGAAAACAACCUUUUGUUGCCUACAGAAAUGACCAUUCACAAAACCAUAAAUUAAAUGAAAUAAUUUGUCUUCAUAACUUUUCUCCCUUUCCUUUCCCCCUUCCCUAUCCCUUGAAAAUAACAACUUGGGCUUCAAUAUUAAAAUAUUCUGGAAAAAAAAAUAAAGAGAUAAAAUAA